UUUAUAUGCAGAGGCACCACCUGUGCUCGGUCUCGGACAGCUUCUGUUCACACUGGUGUUGUCUCCAUCCCUGCCAAAGCUGCCUAGCUGCCAGCUCCAGUCAUGAGAAUCCUCUUCUUCCUCGUUGCUGUUCUCUUCUUCCUCUUCCAGGCUGCUCCAGCCUACAGCCAGGAAGCCGCUGACACUCUGGCCUGCAGGCAGAGCCGGGGCUCCUGCUCCUUCGUGCCCUGCUCUGCUCCUCUGGUUGACAUCGGGACCUGCCGCGGUGGGAAGCUAAAAUGCUGCAAAUGGUAA
Messenger RNA from Melospiza melodia melodia, 294 nucleotides. RefSeq names its product gallinacin-9. Gene Ontology annotation, cellular component: extracellular region. Bases 103 to 294 code for a protein of 63 amino acids. Gene Ontology annotation, biological process: defense response to Gram-positive bacterium; innate immune response in mucosa; defense response to Gram-negative bacterium. Gene Ontology annotation, molecular function: CCR6 chemokine receptor binding. The transcript is spliced from 2 exons. The record is from RefSeq and is a predicted model, not a curated record. NCBI's taxonomy places the organism in Eukaryota, Metazoa, Chordata, Aves, Passeriformes, Passerellidae.